Molecule: messenger RNA, 1481 nt
Organism: Triticum dicoccoides
Lineage: Eukaryota; Viridiplantae; Streptophyta; Magnoliopsida; Poales; Poaceae
Product: UPF0481 protein At3g47200-like
Exons: 2
Coding region: 15-1253 (412 amino acids)
Source: RefSeq, a predicted model, not a curated record
ACGUACGCAGUAUAAUGGACAAGUACAAGGGAAGGGUAGAUGAGGCGCCGUCGAUCGGCUCCAGCAGCUGGGUGGUGGAGAUGGAGGCGACGAUCCGCGACAUCGACCCGGAGGUGGAGAUGGCGCGGUGGAAGCGCCACUCCAUCUACCAGGUGCCGGAGCGGAUCAAGAACCUGCACAACAGCAAGGCGUACCGGCCGGAGCUGGUGUCGCUGGGGCCCUUCCACCACGGCGAGCCCGACCUGCUCCCCAUGGAGGAGCACAAGCGCCGGGCGGUGGUGCACCUGGUCAAGCGCUCCGGGAGGCCGCUGCGGGACUUCGUCGCGGCCGUGGCGGAGGUGACGCAGCAGCUGCAGGAGGCGUACAAGGACCUCGCCGGCCAGUGGCGCGGCGCGGAGAACAGGCAGCGGUUCGCGGAGCUCAUGGUCACCGACGGCUGCUUUCUGGUGGAGGCCAUGAGGAUGGACGCGCUGGGUGGCAAGGUGGACGAUGAUUACGCGCCCAACGACCCCGUCUUUAGCCAGUAUGGCUAUCUUUACAUGUGGCGGUAUAUCCAGUCUGACAUGGUCAUCAUGGAGAACCAGCUGCCUCUGCUUCUUCUCCACAGGCUACUAGUCGUUCUGGAUCAUGACAGAUAUCAGGACGCCCGAGAGAUCACCAAGUUGGUUCUUGAUUCCCUGUGUCCGUGGCGUCGACACGUGGUUGAAACUAACCCAGUGGGGCUACACCCCCUCGACAUCUUACACCAAAGUCUUACCCAUGAUGACCACCAAGACCGGAAAGGUUUGAAGGCGUAUGUCAUGCCCUCCGCAAUUGAGAUCUACGAAGCAGGAAUAAAUUUCAAGGUGAGCGAGACUGACAGCCUCCUCGACGUGCACUUCGAACAAGGAGUGCUAAGCAUCCCGGCAGUUAGGGUCGACGAAUGCACCGAGAAGAGGUUCCUUAAUCUGAUGGCAUUCGAACGGCUCCACCCUGCUGCUGGCAAUGCUGUGACGGCCUACGUGAUCUUCAUGGACAACAUGAUUAGCUCGGCCAAGGAUGUAGCCCUGCUCAGAUGUACGAAUAUUAUCGAGAGUGGGUUGGGCAGCGAUGAAGAGGUAGCUAAACUCCUCAACAACACGCUAAACAAGGGAGGAGUGAUGAGCCCAUCUAGCAGGCUCCAUGAUGUGCAGAGGCAGGUGAAUGCCCACUCCAUGAAGAGCUGGAAUAGGUGGCGGGCUAACUUCAUACAAACCUACUUGAGAAAUCCUUGAGUGUUCAUUUCCCUCGUCGCCACUGUUAUUCUAUUAGUUGCUACACUCUUGCAGACCGUCUAUACGGUUGCACCUUUCUAUAAGUACAUGUCAACCUAGUAGCAAAUUUUUACUCCGUCGGUUUCAAAACAGCCAUCAUAUUAGGUUUUGUUAGGAAAAACAUUUGACCAACAAUUACUCUAUUAAUAUGUACUUCAUGUGACAUAAAAUUGAUGUCAUUAGAUUUGU